AUGGCGUCGUCGUCUUCUCCUAGGGCAAGACCGGAUAAUUCAGCGCUUUGCAGGACUCGCAGCUCAUCGCAGUCGUUGUCUUCGGGAUUCGCGUCGUCCAGGCCCUUCCUCACUCGCUCCUCCUCCCCCACUCGCGUCAGCAUGUACGGAAGCUCCAUCUCUCCGGGGCGACGUUCGAUGUCGGUGACGAAGCAGUCCAACGGCGCCCCCGGAAACGUCAACGAUAACGGUAACGGUAACGGCGUGGUUUCCAAGCCGAAGAAGACAUGCAUGUGUGCCCCUACGACGCACCCAGGCUCGUUCCGGUGUUCUCUCCACAAGAACUCUCCGCGUGGAGGUGCCCAGAAAACGCCGUCGUUUAGUUCCAACAGCCGCAGGCAGUACUUGAUGAGAUCAGCGAUGGCUAACUCGCUGAUCAGGAACAGAGUAGUUGAAGGCGAGUUGAUGAAAAGAUCGUUGUCGGCUCUGAUCAGGCCUUCGUCAAACCAGCAGCGGAGCCGAGAGACAUUUCAGCCGAUGCCAAGCAGACUCUCCGUGAUGUCCAGAGCCCAAGAUUCUUGA
Molecule: messenger RNA, 561 nt
Organism: Morus notabilis
Lineage: Eukaryota; Viridiplantae; Streptophyta; Magnoliopsida; Rosales; Moraceae
Exons: 1
Coding region: 1-561 (186 amino acids)
Source: RefSeq, a predicted model, not a curated record